AGAAACUGCCUACUUAAUUUGAAAAGAACAAUGGUAGGAAAGGCUAGAUCUUCCAAUUUUACUUUAUCUGAAAAGCUUGAUUUGCUAAAGCUUGUGAAGCCAUAUGUGAAAAUUCUCGAAGAACACACUAAUAAACAUUCAGUCAUAGUGGAAAAGAAUAGAUGUUGGGAUAUCAUAGCAGUUAACUAUAAUGCAAUUGGAGUAGACCGCCCUCCACGAACAGCGCAGGGCCUACGCACCCUUUACAAAAGGCUCAAAGAAUAUGCCAAACAGGAGCUAUUGCAGCAAAAAGAGGCCCAAUCAGAUUUUAAAAGCAGUAUUUCUGAGCCAACCAAGAAAGUUAUGGAGAUGAUUCCCCAGAUUUCCAGUUUUUGCCUGGUAAGAGACAGGAACCACAUACAAAGUGCGAACUUGGAUGAACCUACACAAGCUGGUACCAGUUCACUACAGGUAAUGUUGGAUCACCAUCCUGUUGCUAUUACAGUGGAGGUGAAGCAAGAAGAAGACAUUAAACCACCUCCUCCACUGGUUUUAAAUCCUCAACACAGUGAUAUUUUAGAACAAAGAGAAGAACAUGAAUUAGUACAUGUUAUGGAAAGAUCUUUGUCACCAUCACUUUCCUCUGUUGAUAUGAGAAUGACAUCGUCUCCAUCUUCUACUCCAAGGAGAGAUGAUUUUUUUCGGCAUGAAAGUGGAGAACAUUUUAGGUCACUAUUAGGGUAUGAUCCUCAGAUCCUGCAAAUGUUGAAAGAGGAGCAUCAGAUAAUUUUAGAAAAUCAAAAAAAUUUUGGAUUAUAUGUUCAGGAAAAGAGGGAUGGAUUGAAAAGAAGGCAGCAGCUAGAGGAAGAGCUACUGAGAGCAAAAAUUGAAGUGGAGAAGCUGAAAGCAAUUCGCUUACGGCAUGAUCUACCUGACUAUAAUAGUCUCUGAGUUUUUUUUUUUUUUUUUAAGUCUUUCAGUAUGAUAAUUUUAAUUUUGUCCAACAUUACUUUAGGAAUAUCCUGAAGCAGAAUAGAUAUUGGAAAAUGCUAUUAUGGAGAAACUUUUGACAUGAUUUCUUUCUUUUUUUUGAGGCAUGAUUUCCUUUUUAGAUAUCAAAACUUACUGAUGUGUUGAUUGGUAAUAUUUUUCAUCAUCUUCCCCAAUUUAUUUUUAAUAAUCAUUAAAAUAUAUACAAAUAUGAAUGUGUAUGUAUACACAUUCUUUCAAAGUUCUGUCUUCAGCAGUUUUUGUUAGAACUUUGAAAGCUAUAAAGGUUUUAGUCAGUCCAAUUUGGAAACUAUAUUGACUUAAUAACAAGAAGCUUCUCAGUGAGGCUGCAGAUGCAGCUUGGUGGUAGAGUUCUUGCCUAGCAUGUAUAAGGCCCUGGGUUUGAUCCCAGUACGACUGCCACCACUACUGCUUG
Messenger RNA from Sciurus carolinensis (gray squirrel), 1405 nucleotides. It is a transcript of the gene Fsbp, whose product is annotated as fibrinogen silencer binding protein. NCBI's taxonomy places the organism in Eukaryota, Metazoa, Chordata, Mammalia, Rodentia, Sciuridae. The coding region runs from base 31 to 930 and encodes 299 amino acids. The transcript has 2 exons. The record is from RefSeq and is a predicted model, not a curated record.